GGUCACUGAUUCUCCAUAUCGUCGAUGGUCAACAAAGGAUCUGGGUAGAGGCCAAAAGAUAUCUAGGUGGUUAGAAGGUUUCAGGUACAGCAGUAACUAGACGGGUCAGGCCCGCAGUCCAGAGUUGAUGACCCAGUGCCUGGAGGAUUGUCGUCCCUGGGCACUGACGGUGACGGAACGGCGACUCCGCAUCUCCAAAUGACGGAUCUUUUGUUAUCUUUGCCGACUACAGAUAUUUUUGGCUCAUGCAUGGCAACAUGUCGGUGACUGGAGUGAUAUGGUGCUGAACAAAUUUUACUGAUGAGACUGCAGAGACUUGGGGAUUGACACUUAUGCUUCAAAUGCAUCGUCUCCACUCUACCCUCUCUUUCUCGUUCUGCCUUCAUGUCCAAACAUGACCCAGAUGACUCUGAGUCGGUCUGCAGCUUCUCUUAAGAGUGUCCGCUCACAAGACCAGGGCAGGAAUGUUGCUGCCGACGCGCUGAGAGCCUACCUCAACUCCCGUCCUACACUGUCUGCUUCCGCAUGCAGGUCAUGUCAUAGACGUUUCUACUCCGCUCAGCCUGCUCCUCAAUCAGACCACGACGGCACUCCUAACGUCCAAAAUCUCCAAGAUGAACAAUCUGGAUACGCCCAGUGGAAGAAGCAACGAUUGGCGAACAAAGAAUUCUUUACCAGCCUAUUGAGCUCUGCUGCCACAAAAAGAGACGCGAAGGCCUACAUAUCUCGGUUGAAGAGUCCGAGCAAAAAGAUUUCCGCUGCUCAGCCUGCCGCAACUUCUACGUCCAUGAAAGCACAGUCCUCGGUAAAUGUGGGUAAUCUGUUCAGUCGCUCCCGUGCCGCAGAGCAAAGUCCUGUGUUUACGCAGUUUAAAGAUGAGGAGCAGACAGUCGAGGAAGUGGAAACUUUGAGCGUUGCUGUGGUCAAGAUCAACAAUGUCAGCACCAUGGCUGAAAACAUACUUAGUGGGGUUGCGCAAACGUUGGCUUCCUUGUCGCGCCUGGGCAUGGUUCCAGCUGUCGUGGUGGAAGAGCCAGAUCAGGCCGAUGACAAUCAUCGACGAGAAUUGUUAACUCACUCAGCUGAUCGGCUGGUAAAUGCCCUUGACCAAGUCAGUGAGUCCGGAGCAAGAAAAUUGGAUAACUGCUUUCGCUUGGGCCCAGACGGUCGACCUGAGAUAUUUCUCCAGAAACUGGUUACUCGGCCGCUUCACAAGGGCAGGAUACCAGUCGUUGUUCCCCUGACAUUCUCCGAUCAAGACCAACGUGUUGUCUCCAUUGCCGCAAAUGACGCACUUUUGGCAUUGACGAGAGAACUUGCAGGACUGAGUUUCAACCCCACAACAGGCGGGAGCCUCAGAGAGGCGGAAGAGAAAGGUCUUCCCUUGCGUAAACAGAUCUCGUUGGACAGGAUCAUUGUGGUGGACGAGACUGGGUGCAUACCUAGCACCAAAUCACACGAUCAGAAACACGUCUUUGUCAACCUUGAGCAAGAAUACUCUCGAUUGCAAGAAGAACUAAGGAGCUCGACCGAUAGUGCCGUAUCACAAAGACACGCAUCUAACCUCAAGCUGUUCGAAGACGCUCUCAGAAUGCUGCCCCAUUCGGCCUCGGGAUUAUUGACCACUCCCCUGGAAGCUGCGAACACAGCAAGGUUGACUGACGAUGAGCCAUCAAAUGUCGGCACACGGCGGCAGAAAAACCCCUUGAUCCACAACCUAUUGACGGACAAGCCGGCAUAUUCAUCGUCUCUACCUGCGGGGCGAUUGACUCAGGACAGCGCAAUGGCGUCCGCGACGACCUCAACGUUCGUCAAACGCGGCAUGCCCUUGACGAUGCUGCCCAAUCCUGACGCACACGUUUGGACAGCCGCCAGUACACCUCGACUCAAAUUGACGGAUGGUCGAAUCGACCUCGAUCGACUUGUCUAUUUGAUCGAUGACUCGUUCAACAGGAAGCUCGAUGUGGAAGCAUAUCUCAAACGAGUCAAUGACAGAAUUGCGGGCGUGAUCAUCGCUGGCGAUUAUGAAGGUGGAGCAAUCCUCACAUGGGAAAAACCACCAGGUGCCUCCGAUGAUGACACAUCUCGACUCGUGCCGUACCUGGACAAGUUUGCGGUUCUCAAGAAAAGCCAAGGUGCAGGUGGUGUGGCCGACAUCGUCUUCAACGCCAUGGUGAGGACAUGUUUUCCAAACGGCGUCUGCUGGCGAAGCCGCAAAGACAACCCUGUCAAUAAAUGGUACUUCGAGCGAUCUCGCGGCACAUGGAAAAUUCCCGAAACCAAUUGGACCAUGUUUUGGACCACACCUGGCCUGCUGGAGAAACCAAAUAGUCAGACUUUCCCGGACUAUGAAGCUGUAUGUCGUACCGUGCAGCCCACUUGGGCUGACGGGAAGAAGCUUGUAGACUGAGAUUUUAUUCACGAAUGAUGAAGUUCAUGCAGCGAUUUCUAUUUGCACACUGGGGUAUAUAGACAAAUUUCAAAACACUCAGUUAAUUGCUUCUCGCAACCUAGCGACUACGCUCUCCCGUACUGUACCUCGACUCUCUGGUAUGGAUCUG
Messenger RNA from Exophiala viscosa, 2561 nucleotides. RefSeq names its product amino-acid N-acetyltransferase. NCBI's taxonomy places the organism in Eukaryota, Fungi, Ascomycota, Eurotiomycetes, Chaetothyriales, Herpotrichiellaceae. Gene Ontology annotation, biological process: L-ornithine biosynthetic process; L-arginine biosynthetic process. Gene Ontology annotation, cellular component: mitochondrial matrix. Gene Ontology annotation, molecular function: L-glutamate N-acetyltransferase activity, acting on acetyl-CoA as donor. The record is from RefSeq and is a predicted model, not a curated record. The coding region runs from base 395 to 2410 and encodes 671 amino acids. The transcript has a single exon.